AUGUUCGCGCGCCUAGCUCUGCUUUUACUUGUGCUACAGUGUUUUGAAAUAUGUGUGCCCAUCCGGGUACCUACCGUGUGGAACGGUGAUAAUAGUGAAGUGAAACCUGAAGAAGACAAGUUUUCAGUAGAACAAUUUAAACCGCAAGUCGUUCAACAACAGCCAAUACCAAUACAGUAUUUCGAAUAUACAGCAAAGAAGCCACAAUUUGCUGUGGACAUUGCAAAUUUCCAUGGAGUACAGUCACCAGAAACUCUUUUCAAAGCGCAUCCGGUUAAACCGUUUACAGGAAGAAAUAAACCAGAGCUAGGAAAACACCGUAUACAAGACGAAAACAGACCAGUGUUUCAACAGUUUCAAAAAUAUAUUAAGCAAAAUGAUAAUUUAGCGUCUUAUGUUACUCCAUCAUCGACAAACUAUGAUAUAUUUCAUCCAUACAAGGCUGAAGAACCACGGUUACAAGACAUAUACAAGGACCCUAUCUUAGAUAAAAUACGAAACGAUAUACAAGUUAGUAGCCAACGAUUUGAAAAACAAGAAAGUGAUAGUGGAAAUGCAGAUAUAUCAAAAGAUGAAUAUUUAGAAAGUCCCGAGCAAACCGAUUUAAGAAAAUUGCCACAGAAAAACAUACCAGUAUCAUAUGAAAUACACAGGCCACAGCGGCGUCCCGUUUACUACAGUCCCAUUGCAAAACAUCCUAACAGAGACCAUAUACUGAAUCAACGAUUCAAGCACCCAUGGAACCAAAAUUAUGUUAAAAUAAGACCAUUGCAUUAUCAACCCCUUAAACAUCAUUUACAAAGAUUGCGCCAGCACCAUGCUUUAACAUAUAACGACGAACGAAAUGAAUAUCCUCAAGUGCCUAUUCUACAACCAUAUGAAGAACCAUCUAAUGGAUAUGACAUAUAUGUAAAAGGCAAAGAAAAGUAUCUUAAUUUAAGAAAUAACUUAGAUGAGUCUAUUAACAACUUAGUUCUUAAAAAUCGACCUAUAAUUUCGCAGAAACUAGAGCUUCAAAAAGAUGAAAAGUCACCAGAUGAGGAAGAAGAGGAGGAGUUUGUGCCUAUUAAAAAUUAUGCACAAGUACGAAAAACUGAGACGACAAAACAUUUACCGAAAGAAGCUGCAUUUGAUGAUGCUGAGAGUUACGAGGAAAUAAAAAAUGCGCCAAGAUUAAGAGAAGCUAUAAAAAGUACCAAAGCGCAAACGGUUUAUACCGAAGAAGGAUAUGAGGACUCAGCAUAUGAUCAUGCCGGUGAACAGAAACAUGCCUCAGAUCAUGAGGCACAUGGUGGUUUCCUCAAAGAAAAUGAACGAAGUGGAGGAAAAUACAAAGCUCCGUCAUUAAGUGCUAGUUACAAGGAUGAUGGUGGUUCAGCAUUCAAAGAACAAGUUUUAGAUGGAAAGAUAUGGAAAGAAAAUAAUAAAAACAGCAAACAUCAAGAAGAUUCUGAAGAUUAUUCUGGAGACGAAUAUGAACACUCCAUUGAAGCAGAUAAUUACAAACGAGUACCAACAAAUAAAGAAGAUAAUCAAAGAAAUAAAAGACAUAACAAAAAUGAGGUGCAGCAAAAUGGCACAGUAACUACAACAAAAAACAUCACUAACGAAAUAAAACAGCAUGAUGUGAAUAAACGAGAAACUGAUUUUAAGGUACCAGAUGUGGACAUAGACUCAACAUUACUAACCGAAAAAGAUAUCUUAAAAAUUGCUAUGGAAAAAAUUGUAGCACCAGAUCUAUCAGAAAAAUAUCCAUAUUAUUUUAAAGAUUCAAAAUUAGUCAAUAAAAAUUCUCCGAUCCGUUAUGCUGAGAAUUUUAAGCUUAUUCCUCAAAAAACAUUGGGAGGUACUGAAUUCUACGAUUCUAGGUCACUACUUGAAUGCCCCGAGGUUGAUGAAAAAGUGGACGCCUUGCCAGAAAAAUUUAAGAAAAAAGGUCAUCCUGAUGAACCGGAAGAUGGAUCAAUAACAGAAAAUAAUGAGAAAGGUGAGUCCACUGAAUCCCUUCCAAGACUUGAAGGGUUAGGUGACAAAAUUGAUUGUUUCAAAGCUAAAUACUUUGGUCAUAAUCCACUGGAUAGUCCAUUUUUCAAUGAAGAAAUUAUAUCGGAACCAGAACCAGUUUUGUUACCAAAUUUAUCCUCUUUCAAGCUUAAACAUUCCAAGAAUAAUACUUUAUUAGAAACAGCACCAAAUAAUGUAGUAUCAAAACUGGAAAAUCCUAAAAAAGCUAUGGAUGAAGACAUAUAUCAACUUUUGAAAAAACUACAAAAUAAAAAUAAUAAAUUAAAAGAGUCACUGAUAAUUGACCAACAAGGAAUAGCUACUAAAUUAAAUAACAACAAAAUACAUUUUACAAAUCUUUCUGAAAUGCGACCAAAUAACGAUUCUAAUGGUAACUUACAAAGCUCAAUAUCAGAAUCAAAUGUUGUAUAUAAUAGUAAUAUAAAAAAUAUAACAUCUAACAAUGGGGAGAAUAAUAACAGUAGCCAAUCAUUUGGAACUGUAAAUUUAGAUGACACAGUUCAAACUAAAAAACACAUUGAUAAUACCACAACAACGGUGUUACGAAACAAACGAGCGGCUCCAUUUGUUUAUGAACCAUAUAAAAUUAUCAGGGACGUUCAAACAUCGGAUUCAAAAAAAACAACAACUACUGGUAACAUAAGUCCUCUAAUCAAACAACUUCAAUCAAGCAAAGUUAUCGAUACUGUUGUUAAAUCAAACAACGAUAAAGAUCAACCCUUAAAAGUAAGUCUUGGAAGCCGUGCAUAUAAAGAUAUCGGUAAAAAGGAACGGGAGCACCUUUUAAGCAAUAAUUCAAAUGAUAGUUUAGAUCCAAGUAUUGUCGAUGUAAGUGUUGAUAAGAGGAGAGGUGAACCAAGAUAUGAAUUUCGACCCUCUAACCAUAAAUCCGAUUACUCACCUGUACAAAAUAAAAAGGCAAUGUCUGUAGAGGACUAUGAAAAUCACACAAAACUUUCGAACAAAAAUAAUACCGUCAGUAGCUCAAAUAAUAAAAGACCAUCAGCAAGGAACCUCUUUAACAUCGCUAAUAAUUUUCGGAAAUCCGAAGACUUUCAGAAUUCAGCGGCUUCUAGUAAUGUUAGACAAACCGUGACUUCGGCCCCCCAAACUGUUAAAAAGGAACCUUCUUCUGAAGAAAAAAAAGACGUUUCUGAGAGUGAAGAAGACUAUGAAGAUGAAUACGAGGAUGAGGAAGAAGAAGAAGUGAUAUCUACAACAACGACAACUACGACCACAACGACUAUUAAGCCUAUUUUUCGAAAGCGAAUGAGAACCGCAACCACCACUAAAAUUCCUGAAAUAGAAGUCACUGAAGAACCUCCUAAGUUAAGGCUAGUGACAAGAUUUAGAAAUUCCUCUCCCAUUACUAGAAAUACAAAUGAUGAUGAAAAAAGCACUGCUAAGAUUUCUAAGAAACUGGAUGAUAAUGACGAUAUAUCUUUACCAAAAUAUAGAGAGAAAAAGAAAAUGAGUACAAAAAGUACUCUAGUGACAGAUACAAAAAAAUACGGGGAUGAAGAUGAUGAUAUGAGGAAAGAAGAGAUUGAUGCUUUGAUAGGAGUCAAACAUGAUAUGGAUGAUUAUGUACCACUAUAUGAAAAAGAAGCUAAAAAGAAGAAUCAAGAGAGUGUUGAUUCUGACGAAGAUGAAGAAAAUGAAGAUUCGGAAGAAACGAGCAGUGAAGAAGAUGAAGAUGAAGAAGAUGAGGAUAUCGAUGAAGAAGAUGAUGAUGAGGAGAAUGAGGAAGAGCUUGAUGAAAAAAAUCCUAAAAUUUUUACAACGGAAACGCCCAGGAGAACUCUAGUAAGGACAACUGAGCCGCCAAUAUCUACUACUGAAGCUAAAAGUGCUAAAUUGGAAAGUAAACCAAUCAUAUCUAGAAAAAAAGUUGCGAUUCAUAAAGAAUUACCUGUAGACAAAACAGCGCCACAUGUUACAGAGUUUAAACAAGAUAUUGAAGAAGUUGAAAUAAUAAAAGAAAUUCCUAGAAAAGCCAUAGAAAAGAAAACAAACAAGAAUUUAGAAGCCCUCGACUUGUACAAAGAUGAUAAUCUAGCUACCGACAUAAAUAAAUUAGGGGCUGUUGAAAUUUUUGACAGAAAUUUGGAUCUUAAAAAUGGUCCAAAGCAUGGCGGCAAUUAUAGACAUGCACCAGCUUUAGAAAAAAAGGCACUUGUCGAAUCUUCAAAUACAGAUCCCAAGGUACCAAAGGAUGCUGAAACUUCGCAAACUGAAAACAAGAAAUUAAUUGAAUUGGAUGAUAGUGGCUCAUCCAGAAAAAUGCAUGGAGGUAAUCUUAAGCCAAGUAAUGAUGCAAAACGAUCAAGGGGUGAGAAGAAAUUUGAAAAAUAUAUAGAGUUAACAGAAAAACCUGACACCGGAUCAUUGCAUGGAGGAAAUCUGAGGUCAAUUAACGACCGAAAGACAAGACGAGGCGGUAACCGAAGUGAAAAAUUGAUUGAACUCGGAGAUGAUCAUGAUGAUCAGGACGAUGAUUCUGCAAACCGGAUGCAUGGAGGUAAUUUUAAACCCUACUCUAGCUCUAAUAACAGAAAUAGUGGAAGAGGUCUGCAUGGCGGGAAUUAUAGAAGUUCUAGAUUAGUUCAAGCAGAAGAUACUAAUGAUGAUAGUGAAAAACGUUUAGAAAAAGCAAAAACUGAAAGUACGAAAAAAAUUAAUUCUGCAGACCUAUUAAACAGUUUCGCUCGAGCAGUUCCUAUAUUAACGACUACACCAUCAUACAUACUUGACCCUAGUAAACGAAUGUACUAUUACGUUGAUGCUUAAUGAACUAUAAUUAUACAACGUAAAAUUAUUAUAUGAUACUUAUGGUUAUGUAUAUAUUUUGAUUAGAAUUGUUUAGAAAGUGCCACUAAUAAUUUCGUAUAACUUUUUGACAAUAAACGUGAAAGUUCUACGAAAUUGACUUGAUAUUAUUGAAUUAUAUUAUUAAUCUUGUAAUUUGUUAAAAACAUUGACGAGGAAGUUUCUGUGAUAGAUAAAUUUAUUGUUGAUUUACGUACAUUGUUUUUAUUUAAAUAAAUUCUGAUAAGUUAUUAGUUAUUGAAAAACUAUUUAUAAUGCUUUUAUAAAUAAAUAUUUUUAUAUAAUGUUUUUUUUUUGUUUUAUUAUUCUAAAAUGUUUGUGCAAAAAAAUUAAAAUAUGUACUUAUAUAAUGCACAUAAAAAAUAUGAGUCGAUUGGAGUACCUCUUCUUAUUGGAAGUCGGUUAAAAAUAUGUGAUUUAGUACAACUGACUAAAAUGGUAAUUCAUACUUAAUUCCACUUAUACUUCCAUAAGUAGCAGAGUUUCACAACGGACACAGAAUAUAUUUUUAAAUUUGAUUGGACGUUUUAUUGAAAUAAAAAAAAAUACAUUUUGUAAAUGAAAUAGAUUGGAAUGUUGUUAUAAAAUUGUGUGCAU
Molecule: messenger RNA, 5451 nt
Organism: Diatraea saccharalis (sugarcane borer)
Lineage: Eukaryota; Metazoa; Arthropoda; Insecta; Lepidoptera; Crambidae
Source: the annotation of a GenBank genome assembly